AUGGGAGAAGAUGAUGCAUCAAAAUGUAACGCUAUAAGAAAGGGUGGUAACAAUGACGGCGAAGAUUCCAAAAAGAGUGAUUGGCUUGGUCCAAAAGUGAAGAAGGGUGAGAAGGGCACCACAGAGAGCGACAAAAUCGCCCGUGACGCUCCGUCGCGUAAGACUCCUUCACGGAUGAGCUCGUCACAAGCACCAGUACAAAAGGAGAAACCUUUGACGUCGAAAUUAGGAACAAUCGAA
Molecule: messenger RNA, 240 nt
Organism: Ostertagia ostertagi
Lineage: Eukaryota; Metazoa; Nematoda; Chromadorea; Rhabditida; Trichostrongylidae
Source: the annotation of a GenBank genome assembly